CUCGAGUAUCAUAUUUGAAUGAAUUCACACGAGUAUAAAUAAGAUCAAGAUCAAGCUCAGCUAUAGAAAUAUACUUUAGUAACAAACCAAUUCAUCAGGUUUCGGUCCCACGGUUCCUCGAAUUUCGCGAAUCGCAUUGUGUUCUACACCGCCCUUCCUAAUUAUGCCUGACGUCUCACAAGAGCGAAUCACUUUGUCAGAUUGAGUUGGUAAGGCUUGAUAAGAAGUGCAGGGUAUGUCUAAUAUAAGCUUCUUGGCUCUACCAUGCCUGAAGAUUUGGACCCUUGAAUGAGGACCGAGGAAUUCGCUAGAAGAAGAACCCACGACACGACCGUCACAAAGCAAAACACGUACCUGAUCCAAGAAGAUCCUGAUAAUAACGGCGAUACAAAUGCAGAAUUUCACUUGGGUCUCGACUGCUACAGCAGUUCUGUCUGCGUUGCGGUGUUUCUCAACAGCCACUGAGAGCAGUUUCGACCACAGCGGGAACUUCUCAAUGGAGAUCCUGACUGAGCCUUUCCCAUACAGCUUUCCCAAACUUGGCGCGGAUAGCUCGCAGUUGUUUCCUAUGCCACUUUGUAAUGGGUUCAAAUUGGAGGAAGCUACCAUUGAUGAAAUGCAAAUAGCUUUGAGCACGGGUCAACUGACCAGCAUGCAAUUACUAAAUUGCUAUUUGGAUAGGAUACAUCAGGUAGACAGCUAUCUCAGUUCAAUACUUGAGUUCAAUCCGGACAUGUUCAAGCUGGCAGAGUCACUGGACAGGGAGCGGUCCGAAGGCCAUGUCAGAGGCCCUCUACAUGGCAUCCCGUUUAUCGUCAAGGAUGUCUUUGCGACAAAGGAUCGCAUGCAGACUACCGCUGGCAGCUGGGCUCUUCUGGGAUCAGUCGUACCGCGCGACGCCCAUGUGAUUUCUCGUCUUCGCUCAGCGGGAGCGUUGUUGCUGGGAAAGGCAGCAUUAAGCGAAUGGGCCGAUAUGCGUAGUAAUAAUUACUCUGAAGGAUAUUCUCCACGCGGUGGGCAGUGCAGGAGCGCUCAUAACUUGACAGUGAACCCUGGAGGCAGCAGCUCGGGGUCAGCUGUCGCUGUGGCAGCAAAUCUUGUUGCCUUUUCCUUGGGAACAGAAACUGACGGGAGUAUUAUCAAUCCUGCACUGCGAAACAGCAUUGUUGGUAUUAAGCCCACCGUGGGCUUAACGUCUCGUGGAGGUGUCAUUCCCGAGUGUUCACACAUGGACAGUGUCGGAACGUUUGGUCGUACCGUUACUGAUACGGUGUAUGCUCUUGAUGCCAUCUAUGGCCCAGAUCCUCGAGACAAUUACACCCUUGCCCAGGAAGGCAAGACGCCCCAAGACGGCUAUAGCCAAUUUAUAUCCGAUCAGUCAGCUCUCAAAGGAGCAGUUUUCGGGCUACCCUGGAAGUCUUUCUGGGCUCUGGGCGAUCCGGAUCAGAUAUCACAGCUGUCGGAAUUAGUGCGCCUUAUUGAGGAGGCCGGUGCCACGAUUAUAAACGGUACGGAACUUCCCAAUUACAAGACUAUUGUGUCUCCCGACAAAUGGGACUGGGACUACGGCACGACACGAGGAUAUCCCAACGAAUCUGAAUAUACCGUCGUCAAAGUCGACUUCUACAACGACAUCAAGAAGUAUCUCUCUGAGCUUGAAAACACCAACAUCCGCUCGUUAGAGGACAUAGUACAGUACAAUAUUGACAACGUAGGCACCGAAGGUGGUCUUCCAGGAAUCCACCCAGCUUUCGGCUCCGGACAAGAUGGCUUCCUCGCUUCUCUCGAGACAAAAGGUGUCAUGGACGAAACCUACUUCCAAGCUCUCUCUUUCUGUCAGCGUUCUACGCGGGAGGAAGGCAUAGACGCAGCACUCAAUCAUAACGGGACCAAACUCGACGGUCUCCUCGUCCCUCCGGAACCAGGUCAGGCAGGCCAGAUCGCAGCCCAAGCAGGGUACCCACUGAUUACGAUACCUGCAGGUAUCACCACCGAAUCAGGAAUGCCGUUCGGCCUGGCAAUCAUGAAUACUGCGUGGUCGGAACCAGCCCUGAUCAAGUUCGCGAGCGCCAUUGAAGACCUGCAGCGUCAUUCGGGGACUAAGUAUAAGCGAUCUCAAGCCACGUGGAGGGGAUAUAUGCGGCGCAAUAUACCCGUUAUUAAUGCAUGAUUCAUAUGUUUGCAUCUUCGUACAUGGACUAGAAAUGAGGAAAGAGGUGUCUAUACAUAGGCUAUUAUGUUGAUACUGCAUAACCAUUUGUAUGUAUGUGUAUAACAAAGCCUAGACUACAGAGACAAAAAUAGAAGCUAGUUUGGGAUACAAUAUCAAAGUUCUCAAACUUUUUGUUAUACAAGAAAA
Paecilomyces variotii is the source of this 2359-nucleotide messenger RNA. Its product is annotated as amidase signature domain-containing protein. The transcript is spliced from 3 exons. NCBI's taxonomy places the organism in Eukaryota, Fungi, Ascomycota, Eurotiomycetes, Eurotiales, Thermoascaceae. Bases 392 to 2170 code for a protein of 592 amino acids. The record is from RefSeq and is a predicted model, not a curated record.